AUGGGUUAUCAUCAACGUGGUGGAUUCGGCAACUACGGAUUCGCCGGAAAUAAGCGAAAAACUUGGGAUGACGAGGAUUUCGGAGAGAAUGCUGAAGAAUAUAAAGAAGAAGAGGAGGAAGAACCGCAGGAGCAUAGAAAUGCGAAUCGUCAACCAAUUGCGAAGCGGGCUAAAACAGAAGAGGGAGCUGAAAAUGCGGGGGGAAACGGAAAUGAGUUCAGAGGGUCACGUGGAACUUCGGCAAUUCGGCAAAGAUUUGAGAAGGCGGCGAUGAAGCAGUGGAGAUUGAUUAUUAGAAAUAUGCCGUUUAAAGUGAGCGAAAAACAUAAUUGCCACGUCAUAACUCAAUAAUUUCCAGACCAAAAAAGAGGAUCUUCAAAACAUUUGUUCGAAUUUCGGAAGAUUUGUAGAGAUUGUUCUCCCGCCAUCGAAAAAGAACCCGAAAUCGAUCGCCGGUUUUGGUUUCAUCCAAUUUGUUAAGAAAGAGGAUGCAGAAAAGGCUAGAGAGUGGUUUAAUGCGAAUAAGAUUUUGGGUAGAAGUGUGGCUGCGGAUUGGGCACUGGAUAAGGAUACUUUUGAGACGAAUGCACAUGAGGAGAAGGCGAAUUUGAAGAAGAAGGUGAAGGUGGAAAAAAUGGAGGAGGAAAAGAAAGAAGAAGAGAAUGAUGAGGAAGAAGAGGAUAGGUGAGGAUUUUAUGGGGAAAAAUAAAUUGACAAUUUUUGACAUAAAAAAUAGGGUUUUGGGGGGUUUUUGAGCUAGAAAACUUUUUUUUAGAUAGAACAGCAAAAAUCCUGAAAAUUUGAAUUUUUCAUGAAAUUUGGAGCAUUUUGAGCUCAAAUAUGAUUUAUUUUGGAUCUAAAAAACAAUAAUAACAUUUUCUCUCAAAAAUGAAAUUUUUAAGUGAACGUUUUGAAACAGUGAAGUUUUUUAAACCCAAAAUUCAUGAAAAUUAAUCAAUUUCAACAGAUUUUCUCAAUUUUUCAUGAAAUUUGGAGCAUUUUGAGCUCAAACAUGGCUCUGAUUUCAGAUGGGAAAAUUUUGGUUUUGAAAAAUUGAUUUUUCAGCACAAAAUUCACUAGAUUUCAACUUAAAAAUGAAAAGUUUAUGUAUUUCUGAAAUAUCAUUGUUCUUUCAUAUUCCAAUUUUUAUAUGAAAAUUUAGAAACAGUGAAUUUUUUGAACCAAAAUUCCUGAAAAUUUGAAUUUUUCAUAAUUUUUGGAGCAUUUUGAGCUUGAACAUGGCUCUAAUUCCACGUGGAAAUUUUAAUCUUAAAAAUUGGUUUUUCAGCACAAAAUUCACUAGAUUUCAACCUGUCAAUGAAAAUUUUGAUUAUUUUUGAAAUAUCCAACGUUUUUCUUCAAAAUUCCAGUUUUUUAAUGAAAAGUUUUGAAACAGUGAUUUUUUUUGAACCAAAAAUUCUUGAAAAUCUGAAUUUUUCAUAAAAUUUGGAGCAUUUUGAGCUCAAACAUGGCUGUAAUUCCACGUGGAAAAUUUUUAUCUUCAAAAUUGGUUCUUACCACAAAAUUCACUAGAUUUCAACCUGAAAAUGAAAAGUUUAUGUAUUUCUGAAAUAUCUUCAUCAUUGUUCUUUCAAAUUCCAAUUUUUAUAUGAAAAAUUUGAAACAGUGAAUUUUUUCGAACCAAAAAAUUCCUGAAAAUCUGAAUUUUUCAUGAUUUUUGGAGCAUUUUGAGCUCUAAUUCCACGUGGAAAAUUUUGCUUUUGAAAAUUUGGUUUUUUAGCACAAAAUUCACCAGAUUUCAACCUGAAAAUGAAAAUUUCGGCUCCUAUCAAACAGAAUGCAUCAUUUUUCUUUCAAAUUCCAAUUUUUAUAUGAAAAUUUUGAAACAGUGAAUUUUUUUUUGAAUAAAAAAUCCUGAAAAUUUGUAUUUUUCAUGAUUUUUGGAGCAUUUUGAGCUCAAAUAUGAUUUAUUUGGAAGCUAAACAUUAAAAAUAACAUUUUUUUUUAGAAUUUUCAUAUAGAACUCUGAAUUUCAAUUGAGAAAAAAGCUUCAAAAUUCAUUUUUUUUUCAGCGAAAAUGAAUCAGAAUCCGAAUCUGAAAAUGAAGAAGAAGAAGAUGAAGAAACCCCCAAAAAAUCGUCCAAAAAAUCCACGAAAAAAGAAAUCAAAACGGAUCAAAAUGUGAUUGAUGGAAAAGUUGUGUUUUUGAGAAGUUUGGCAUUUGACACAAAAAUCGAGACGAUUAAAGAGGAAUUGGCCAGAUUUGGAAUUAUUGAUUUGGCCAUUAUUUGCAAAUAUAAAGAUAGUGGACAUCCGAAAGGUGAAUCUUCAUGAAAAUUCGCUGAAAAUCAAUAAAUUUAAGUUGGAAAGUGUGUAAAUUCAUGAUUUCUGACUGAAAUUUGCUGAAAAUUGUGAAAAGCAAGAAUUUUCCACUGGAUUUAAUACAGGAAUUUCUGAAAAUCUAGAGAUUUUCAAUAAAAUAUAUGUUUUCUGGUAGUUUGAUCUCUAAAAUUGCAGAAUUCCACUCCUAAUAUGAGUUAUGACGUGGCAAAGUUGGGAAAUUUCGGGAUUUUUGGAGCUGAGACCUGAAAAAAGCUUCAAAAAUGAUUUUCAUGCGAAUCUGAUAGAAAAAACCCUAUUCUAUCAGAUAUGCAUGGGGAAAAAAUCAUUUUUGCAGCUUUUUCAGGUUUCAGCUCCUAAAAUCCCGAAAUUCUCCAAUUUAGCCACGUCAUAACUCAUAUUAGGAGUGGAAUUCUGCAAUUUUAGAGAUCAAACUACCAGAAAACAUAUAUUUCAUCAAAAAUCUAGAUUCUGUGGUCUCUUGAUUUUUAGAAGUUCGUGUAAAUAAAUCCAGUGGAAAAUUAUUGAUUUUCACGAUUUUCAGCAAAUUUCUAGCAGAAAUCAUGAAUUUACACACUUUCCAACCUAAAUUUAAUGAUUUUUUGUUAAAAAAAUCACAAUUUAAAGUAUUUUCUCCCCGCAAAACCUCAAAACCAAUUUUUCCAGGAACCGCAUUCGUCCAUUUCUCAACCCCAUUAGAAGCCUCAAAUUGCAUCGAUGGAAUCGAAGAAGGUCUCAUCAUUGACAAUCGAUUAAUCAAAGCGAAUCUGGCAAUUCCGCGAAAAGAAGCAGUCGAUAUGGAAAAGGAUAAAUUGACAAAAGUGCCGAAAGAUAAACGGAAUUUGCGAUUGGUUCGAUUUGGAUUGAUUCGAGCUGGAACUGAAGUGGCAAAAGGGAUGAGUAAAGAAGAUGCGGCAAAAAGAGAACGAUUGGCUGAGGCAAUGAGAAAGAAAUUGGAGAAUACUAAUAUGUGAGGGAUUUUAAAAAAUUUGGAUUUCAGGCUAUAAAAAUCUGAAUUUCCACUUAAAUUUAAGCAAAAAAUUAGAUUCGUGUUUCGGAAAAAAAUCUGAUUAAAAAAUGUUUUUUAACAAAAAUUAAUUCACGAAAAAGACAAAAAAUGUCGAAAAAAUAUUGUAGAUCAAAAUUUUUUCGAGUUUUACAGUCAAAAAUGAUGACAAAUCGAGAUUUUCGAAGAUUCUGGAGUGAUUUCUGAUUAAAAUUGAACUGCCGAAGGUUUUGCUGAUUUUUCUUAAAUUUAAAAAUCUUCGAAUUUUGAUUCAUUUUGAAAAAAUCAAUAAAAUGAGGUGAAAUAUGGUUCUUGAAGCUUUUAACCCUAUUCUACCUCAUUUUAUUAAUUUUUUUCAAAAUUCAUCGAAAUUUGAAUUUUUUUUUAUUUUACGAAAAAUUAAAAACUUCUGAAGGUCAAUUUCCAUCAGAAAUCACUCCAGAAUCUUCAAAAAUCCCGACUUGUCAUCAUUUUUGGCUGAAAAACUCGAAAAACUAAUUUUUUCUUGACUUUUCGUGAAUUGAUUUUUCAGUGAAUAUUUUGGCUGAACACUUCAAAAGUCCCCGAAUUUUUGCAGGUUUGUGUCUCCAGUUCGUCUCUGUGUUCACAAUCUCCCACAACGAAUCAACGAUGAAAAAUUGCGUGAAAUCGCCCAAAAAGCCUCAAUUUCUGGUGCAACAAUCACCGAAUGUCGUGUUUGGAUGGAUAAAAAUCGAUUGACCGCCGAUAAAAAACCAAAAUCUGCUGGUUUCGGAUUUGUGGCCUUUAAAGAACACGACCAGGCGUUGGCUUGUUUGAAAGGCCUCAAUAAUAAUCCGGAUAUUUUUGGCAAGGAGUCCAGGCCGAUUGUUGAGUUUUCGAUUGAGAAUUUGAUGGCGUUGCAGGCUAGGGUGAGUGAUUUUUGGGGGGAGAAAAUUCGUUGAGGUUUUGCUCCAAAUUUCACCCAAUUUUUAAGUGGAAGUUUUGAAACGGUUAAGUUUUUUAUUCAAAAUUUUGGAAGAUUUGGUAAUACAAUCGUUUUUCUUUCAAAUUCCAAUUUUUAUAUGAAAGUUUUGAAACAGUGAAUUUUUUUUGAAUAAAAAAUCCUGAAAAUUAGAAUUUUUCAUAGAAUUUGGAGCAUUUUGAGCUCAAAUAUGAUUUAUUUGGAAGCGGAGAGUUAAAAAUAAAAUAACAUUUUCUCGAAAAAAUAAAAUUUUGAAGUGAAAGUUUUGAAACAGUGAAGUUUUUUAUUCAAAAUUUCGGAAGAUUUGGUAGAAUAAUCGUUUUUCUUUCAAAUUUCCAAUUUUUAUAUGGAAAUUUUGAAACAGUGAAUUUUUUUCGGAGCAAAAAUCCUGAAAUUUUGAAUUUUUCAUGAUUUUUUUGAGCAUUUUGAGCUCAAAAAUGGCUCUAAUUCCACGUGGAAAAAAUUGGUUUUGAAAAAUUGGUUUUUUAAUACAAAAUUACCUAGAUUUCAUCCUGAAAAUGAAAAUUUUAAUCUUUGUGAAUAGAACCCAUCAUUUUUCUUCAAAAUUCCAAUUUCUAUAUGAAAAUUUUGAAACAGUGAAUUUUUUUCGAUGCAAAAAUCCUGAAAAUUUGAAUUUUUCAUAAGAUUUGAAGCAUUUUGAGAUCAAUUAUGAUUUAUUUAGAAGCGGUUUAAAAGAAAUAACAUUUUCUCUCAAAAAUAAAAUUUUUAAGUGAAAGUUUUGAAACAGUGAAUUUUUUUGAACCAAAAUUUCUGAAAAUUUGAAUUUUUCUUUAAAUUCGGAGCAUUUUGAGCUCAAACAUGGCUCGAAUUCCACGUGGAAAAUUUUGGUUUUGAAAAUUGGUUUUUAGCACAAAAUUUACUAGAUUUCAACCUGAAAAUGAAAAAUACUAUUAUUUUCAAUACACCGACUGAACCCAUCAUUUUUCUUUCAAAUUCCAAUUUUUAUAUGAAAAAUUUUGAAACAGUGAAUUUUUUUUGAAUAAAAAAUCCUGAAAAUUUGAAUUGUUGAUGAAAUUUGGAGCAUUUUGGGCGUAAUUUCAUUGGUUUUGAAAAAUUAAUCAUUUUUGCUCGUCUCACACCAGGUUUAACAUUUUCUCACAAAAAUAAAUUUUUUUAUUAAAAAUUUUGAAACGUAAUUUUUUUUUGGAAUAUAAAAAUUCAAUUUUUUAGCCGAAAAAUCCAAUUAAAUCUCAAUUUCCAGGCUCGUCGAAGUGUGAAAGUGUCUGAAGAGAAAAUGAGCGAAAGAGUUAUGAACGAGAAAAUCCGGCAACAAGUCAAACAAUCGAUUGGCGAAGUCCAUACAGCCGGAAUGAAAUUCUUGCCCAAAUUCACUGGUGUCAAGAUUCGACAUCGAAAUUUGACUGGAAAAGCCAAGAAGAAGGUUGAGGCGAAAAAUCGAUCGGUAAGCGAAUUUUUGGGGGCUGAGAUUUGGAGCAUUUUGAGCUUUUGAAGCGGGAAAUACACGAAAAUUUGAAUUUUUCAUGAAAUUUGGAGCAUUUUGAGCUCAAACGUGGCUAUAAUUCCACGUGGAACAUUUUGAUUUUUUAAAAUUGUUAAUUUUUUGGAUCAUAUUAACAUUUUCUUUCAAAAAAUCAAAUUUUUAAGAGAAAAUUUUGAAACAGUAAAUUUAGUUCGAAUGAAAUUUUCUUAAAAUUGGAAAUUUCAAUAGAUUUUUUGUAUUUUUCAUGAAAUGUGGAGCAUUUUGAGCUCAAACAAGACUCUGUGUUCCACGUGGAAAAUUUUGAACUUUAAAAAUUGGUUUUUUUUCAUUAAAGCUGUCAAUUGCAACAUUUUCUCUCAAAAUUCCAAUUUUUAAGAGAAAAUUUUGAAACAGUAAUUUUUUUUGGAAUAAAAUUUUCUGAAAAAUUAGGCAAUUUCAGCAAAUUCUUUGAAUUUGAUAUGAAAUUUGGAGCAUUUUGAGCUUAAACAUGACUCGAUUUCCGCGUGUAACUCCAACACUACAACAUUUUCUCUCAAAAAAUCAAAUUUUCAAGUGAAAAUUUAGAAACAGUAAAUUUUUUUCAAAAAAAAUUUUCCGAAAAUUAGGCAAUUUCGAUAGAUUUUUUGAAUUUGACAUGAAAUUUGGAGCAUUUCGAGCUCAAACAGCAAUUUUCUUCCACGUGGAAAAUUUUGAAUCUUAAAAAUUGAUUCCAUAGAAAUUGUGGUAUCAUUUUCUCUCAGAAAAUCAAAUUUUUAAGAGAAAAUUUUGAAACAGUGAAUUUUCUAAAUUCAAAAUUUCCUGAAAAUUGAGAAAUUUCAAUAGAUUUUUUGAAUUUGACAUGAAAUUUGGAGCAUUUUGAGCUCAAACACCGUUAUUUUUCCAUGUGAAAAAAUUAACACCACAACAUUUUCUCUCAAAAAAUCAAAUUUUUAAGUGAAAAUUUUGAAACAGUAAAUGUUUUUCAAAUAAAAUUUUCUGAAAAUUAGGCAAUUUCAAUAAUUUUUUUGAAUUUUUCAUGAAAUUUAGAGCAUUUUGAGCUCAAACACCGUUAUUUUUCCAUGUGAAAAAAUUAACACCACAACAUUUUCUCUCAAAAAAUCAAAUUUUUAAGUGAAAAUUUUGAAACAGUAAAUUUUUUUCGAAUAAAAUUUUCUGAAAAUUAGGCAAUUUCGAUAGAUUUUUUGAAUUUGACAUGAAAUUUGGAGCAUUUUGAGCUCAAACACCGUUAUUUUCCCAUGUGAAAAAUCGACCCUACAACAUUUUCUCCUGAAACGGUAAAUUCUUUUUGAAUAAAUUUUUCAUAAAAUUUGGAGCAUUUCGAGCUCAAACACCGUUCUUUUUCCACGUGUAAAACUACACUCUAGUCGAUGUCUAUAAUUAUUUCGCAACACCUCAAAAAUGUCCAGUAAACAACAAAUACUUCUCACUAUCUCUAAACUCUCUAAUUUUCCCAUGCACUCUCGCAGUUUUUUCUUCGGCCAAAAUGUAGUCUUUUUUCUCCACAGAAAAAUAAAACAUACACUUUUUUGUCAUCAUUUGAUGAUUUUACUUGGUUUUUCAUCAUUUUACUCUGGGGAAUGUUAUAAAUUGGCUGGAUUCACGCCAUUUUAUGAAUUUUUUCCAUUGAAAAAUUUCACUGUUUCAAGAAAAAAUUGUUUUUUCAAUUUUCUUCACAAACUUAAUUUGUUUGAAUUUUCUAACUACAAAAAUUCACUGUUUCAAAAUUUUUAUUAGUUGUGUAAUUUCGAUUUCAAAACGUUGGAACACCCAAUAAAUUUAGUCUCCAAAAAAAAUAAAAAUAAAUUUAGUCUCCAAAAAUUUUUCAAGCAAAAUCUCAAAUGAGAUUUUGCUUGAAAAAUUCAUCAAAAAUCUGAAUUUUCUUCAUUCUUUUGUCUUUAAAAAAUUCCACUGUUUCAAAAAAUUCUUUUUCAAUUUUUUUUCACAAAAUUUAUUCGAUUCAAGGUUUUUUUCCUUUUUCGAAAAAAAAUUUUCUGAUAAAUUCCUGAAUCACUAAAUUUCCUAACUACAAAAAUUCACUGUUUCAAAAUUUUUAUUAUUAAAAAUUCUAAAAUCAAUUUUCAAUACAUUAAUGAUUUUUUUCAAAAUCACACGAAAAUCUAUUCCACGCUCCACUUUUUUGUUCAAAGUUCAAUUUUCAGGCUAAAUAAGCCUAGACUAGGCUCAGGCUUAAUAAUAGGCCUAAAGAUGAGAAUUUUGAACAAAAAUCUAUAUUUUCUUCAUUCUUGUGUCAUUGAAAAAAUUUACUGUUUCAAAAUUUUUAUUAUUAAAAAUUUUAAAACAAUUUUCAUUAUAUUUCCAAAUUACGCCAAAAAUCUAAUCCACGUGGCUUCAAAAAAUUCACUGUUUCAAAAAAUAUUCAAUAUUUUUCAUAGAACUACAAAAAAUGAUAGGACAAAACAACAUUUUUCCCCUAACCUCAUUUGGUGUCAAAAAACGUGGAUUUUUUGCCACGUGGCCAAGUUCGCCUAACUCAUUCCCGAAUUUCAGAAACAAUCCAAAGCCGGCGCUCCACCACCGGCACCAAGUAAAAGUCUGAAGAAGAAAUCGAUGAAAAAUGUGACGAAAUAUUUAUCGCUUAGCGCCUAG
Messenger RNA from Caenorhabditis angaria, 8319 nucleotides. The record is from the annotation of a GenBank genome assembly. Lineage: Eukaryota; Metazoa; Nematoda; Chromadorea; Rhabditida; Rhabditidae.